AUGAGUUUGGACGAGAUCAAGGACAGCCAGGAACGUCUGGAAAGCCAGAGACGCAAGUUCUACGAGAGCGACGCCGGGGACGGCACUAAACGCGCAGACCAGUACCUCCAUGGAGCCAAGCUCUGGAUGUGCAUUAUUUCCAUUAUGUUGUGCAUGUUCCUCGUGGCGCUCGACCAAACAAUCAGCUUCACGAUCCUCGUUCAGGUGUCGGAGAAGUUCCGCUCGUUCGAGAAGCUGACAUGGAUCACGUCGUCCUUUGUUCUCGGAAUUGGGUGCACAGCCCAGGUUUGGGGCCGACUGUCGAUCAUUUUUGGCAGACGGUGGGUGAUGCUUGCGUCGGUGUUUUUGUUUGAGGUCGGCUCGCUUGUGUGUUCGGUGUCCAAGUCGAUGAACAUGCUCAUUGGCGGCCGAGCCAUCCAGGGUGUCGGUGGCGCGGGGAUCCAGGCGUGUGUGAUGAACAUAGCCACCGAGGUGACCACGAUCGACAAAAAGCCAAUGAUCAUGGCGCUCGUGAGCGUCACUUUUGUCGCUGCGUCGGUCAUUGGCCCAAUCCUCGGCGGUGUGUUCACCAGCUACAGCACGUGGAGAUGGUGUUUUUACAUCAAUCUGUGUUUUGCAGCCGUGAUUGUGCCCCUGUUUCUGUACAGCUUCCGGCCCAAGACCCCUGCCGGCAGCUUGCUCGAAAAAACGAAGAAAAUAGACUAUCCCGGCGCUGUCACCAUGGUGGCCGGGCUCGUGCUCAUUUUGCUGGCCAUCUCGUUCGGCGACAACGAGUUCAAGUGGAACUCUGCAGCCAUCAUUUGUCUGUUUGUCAUUGGAGGCGUGCUGCUCAUUUUAUUCUGCAUCUGGGACUUUUUCUUUGCGCAGGAGCCGCUGCUGCCGCUCGAAAUCGUCGCCACGUACGGCGUGACCGUUUCUGUGGUGCAACUGUCCACUGUGUACGGCUCGUUCAUGGUGCUUUCGCAGUUUUUGGUGGUGUACUUCCAGACACUACACAACGAGUCUGCGUUCCACGCAGGACUGUCGCUGCUACCGUCUGUGAUCCCGCUCGUGCUGGGUGCCGUUUUUACCGGCCUGCUCAUCCAGAAGACGCGCCAUGUCAAGCUGUACGGACUAAUUGGUACGACGUUUGCGUCGAUCGGCGUUGGCAUUCUCACACUGCUCCAAGCAGACUCGGCUCCGUCGAAAAGAUACGGCCUGCAGGUGCUAUACGGCCUCGGUGUCGGCGUCACGUUCCAGGCACCCAUGAUGAGCGUCCAGCUGUGUUGUCCUAAAACGCCCGGUAGCACGAUCCUAGCGAUGACGUUCAUCUACUUUGGCCGGAGCGUGGCCACGGCUCUUUUUUCGCAGCUCGGAGAAGCCAUCUACACCGCCACACUGAGAAAAAAGUUCAGCCACAUCCAGCCACUAAUUCCGGAUAUAAACCUCGAGCUCGUGGUGUCGAAUUCGCAGCUGUUGCACACACUGGACGCCCAAUCACAGACGCUCAUCAAGAAGGCCAUGAUGGACUGCAUCCGCAACGCGUUUUACUUGUCGCUGGCGCUGAUGCUGAUUGGGUCUAUUUCGGCAGUGAUUAUGUCGAACAAACGCAUUCCGCCAAAGGACGAGGUGGAGAGAGAUUGA
Messenger RNA from Ogataea parapolymorpha DL-1, 1623 nucleotides. Its product is annotated as MFS transporter. Gene Ontology annotation, biological process: transmembrane transport. The transcript has a single exon. The record is from RefSeq and is a predicted model, not a curated record. Bases 1 to 1623 code for a protein of 540 amino acids. NCBI's taxonomy places the organism in Eukaryota, Fungi, Ascomycota, Pichiomycetes, Pichiales, Pichiaceae. Gene Ontology annotation, molecular function: transmembrane transporter activity.